Messenger RNA from Meleagris gallopavo (turkey), 666 nucleotides. NCBI's taxonomy places the organism in Eukaryota, Metazoa, Chordata, Aves, Galliformes, Phasianidae. The record is from RefSeq and is a predicted model, not a curated record.
AUGCGCCGAGUGACAGGAUCCACUGCGCAGGCGCAGCGUCCGCCGGGCUCGCGGCCAAACACGGCGUGGGGCGGGGCUUCGUCUCACGGCGGCGGCGCCACGUCGCGCCUCAGCGCUUUUCCGCGCCUGGCGGGCGGGAUAGCUGCGUGCUCGGCUUGUUGCGGGCUUUUUUUGUGCGUUUGUUUUCCCCAUCGCUUUGUUUCACCACAGGUCGAGCCCUCUGAUACUAUAGAAAAUGUGAAAGCUAAGAUCCAGGAUAAGGAAGGAAUUCCUCCUGAUCAGCAGCGACUGAUUUUUGCUGGGAAGCAGCUGGAAGAUGGCCGCACGCUGUCUGACUACAACAUCCAGAAAGAAUCAACUCUUCACCUUGUGCUGAGACUGCGUGGUGGUGCUAAGAAAAGAAAGAAGAAGUCUUACACCACCCCCAAGAAGAACAAGCAUAAGAGGAAGAAGGUUAAACUUGCCGUGCUCAAGUACUACAAGGUGGAUGAGAACGGCAAGAUCAGUCGUCUGCGCCGAGAGUGCCCCUCUGAGGAGUGCGGGGCAGGAGUCUUCAUGGCUAGCCACUUCGACAGACACUAUUGUGGCAAGUGCUGUCUGACAUACUGCUUCAAUAAACCUGAAGACAAGUAAAUGUACUAGACAAUAAAAAUCUCAAGUUCUGUA